AUGUGUGCCGUGAAUGCCUGCCUGCUUGCAGAUGCAGAAUUUCACACACACACACACACACACACACACACAAAAAAAAAGUUUUUCCCUCUCUCUCUCUCUCUCUCUCUCUCUCUCUGUGUCGCUGUGCCUGAAAGUUUUCAAAGACGGUGGCUCUUCAAACUGAUGAAGGAUCUACCAUUGCUGGUCCCUGCGGACGCGAUGACCCCACUGUCUGGCUUCCUACCGCCACCCCACCCAAACAACGCGAUGCCCAGCCUGGAUCGAUCGCCCCAAACGGCCCCCUUCGCCGUGGCGCCAUUCGGGUACGCAUCCACUGCAACUCCACCCUCUCAUCUGAUUGGCUUGUAUCCUCGCUGCCCCCCUUGCAUCUACGCCGUUCCCCUCCCGCUCUCACGCUUCCCCAUCAUCCAUGAUACCCGUCCCGUGUCUUUUGCUAACCGGCACCCACAUCAGGACAUCGAACUCUUGCGCUCCCUGUGGGCUCGCACGCUCAGUGCCGUCCCCGAUGUCCAGAUGCCUGUACCCGACACAGCAGCCUCACUAAACCUCAGCGCUGAUCGCGCUGAUCGCGCCAGCUCGCCCAAACCCUCAGCCCCGGCUCCAGGCAGCCCCCGGCCCAUUGUGACCCUUUGCCCCAUCUUCGCCACUCGUAAACAAAUCAGUCAACUUGUCGCCAUGAUCAUGGAUUCCCUGCAGGCCCCAGCCUGCUUCAUUUCCACAUACUGGAUCGCCACCCUCAUGGCCAACGGUGCCAUCACUGGCCUUGUUGUUCACGUCGGCCAGGAAGCGGCCUGCGUUGCCCCAGUGGUCCGCAUGAAGCUUCAAACCGAAGGCCUAUAUCGCCUUCCUUUUGGCGCCUCAGACCUUCGAAACCCCUCCGUCCUGCAAUUGCUCAUCAAGACGGUGCAGCAAUCAAUUUCCCUUUGCCGAGAGGCCAUGCGACCGGAACUCUACGCUCGGGUUCUCCUCAGUGGAGACCUCCCUGAAAACUUUGAUGCUGCUCUUGAAGCUAACCUUGCCGCCGCUGCUGCCCAUGCCGUUCCCGAUGGUGCUAUUGGCGUUUAUUUAACACGCAGUCAAUACCAAACCUAUGGUGCCGAGGCUUGUUUUCGCAGUGCCAACCGACAACAACCCCCGGAAACAGUGUUAGCACUUGUGGCCCAGGGCGUGGGCACCAUCGUGUCAGAUGGCGAUAUUGAUCGACCAGAGCCCGAACCUCUCUGGACCUCCCCAUCUCAAUAUGUCUGCCUGCACACCGAAGGUGGCCGUACUCUGGCAGGACGGUGUGGCGAAGAUAAUCCUGCCGUUUGUAUUCCCACUCGAACCCAGGACGGUGGUCCAUCCGAUUCGACACCCGCCAUGACGCAAGGUGCCGUGCACAGCUGGCUUAGCAUCAAGCAAACAUGGCUUGCAGCCUUAGAUGUCCUAGGGGUGUGGCCCGAUUCCCAGCAUGGACUGGUGCUAUCCCUUCCCUUACGCUGUAGUCGAGCUGAUGCGGAGAGCAUUGUGGACCUCUGCUUUGAAGAACUUCGAGUUCCCUCUCUCUUUCUAUGCAAUGCAUGGACCGCCGCCCUCAUGGCUAGUGGCUGUGAUCAAGGACUCGUUAUCUGCACUGAACAAUCUGCCACGUGCAUUGUCCCCAUCAUCCGCAUGCGCCCCGUGAAGGAAUGCAUCACCUUGCUGCCAAUCGGGGAGGCAGAGUACUACGAUCAGGACGUGCUCAAAACUGUAUAUGACAUGGUGCAUCAAGUCAUCUUACGCACACCCGUGGAGUAUUGGGACAUGCUCUGGCGCAGCAUCAUCAUCACUGGGGGUGCUGCCACACAGGAAGAAUUCAUUGACAACAUUGAGCAAGAGCUGGAACAGCGCGCGCGCAGCGAUGGUAACGUGCGCAACGCACACUUGGAGCCGCAAGUCAAGCUAGACUUUGCGGCCGAGUCCCGAGCUGGCGCUUGGGAUACCCCCAUUGGGGUGUACUUGACUCAGAGAGAUUUUGGCAAACACGGCGCCAAGUUUAUAUUUUCUGAUGCUUGCGAUGGCACAAUCACCACCAACGAGUAUAGCCGAGCCAGUGUCCAGGCCUCCUUGACCAACAUGGCCGAGCUGCAGCUCCAGGCCAGCAAGCAUUCCCUUGUCUCAAUUCCCACAGGCUUUGACGGAGAUCUUGUCGUCCACCAAGGCUGGCUGAUGAAACAGGGUGGUGGUACCCGCAUCUUUUCACGCAAAAACUGGAAGCGUCGUUGGUUUUUGCUACAGGGCAACCAGCUCUCCUACCACAAGAGCAACAUGUACAUUGUUUCACAUCCACCCUCGCAAGUCCGCCAGCAAGCCACAGGCGUCAUCAAUUUACUCGAUGCCAUUGCUAUUGAUCAGUGGGAUGGCAAGGAGUGUGGUUUUGUCAUCAUCACCACCGAUCGAACCUUUUACAUUCAUGCAGAAUCUGCUGGUGAACGUCAAAAGUGGCUCAAAAAGCUGCGUGCAGCCAAGGCUGCGGCUGAAACCAUUCAAGAGUCCUCUCGUCGUGGCUCAGAAGCCUUUGUUCAAACAGAUGCGCGCUCGGGUCGCCAAAGCGGCAGAACCUCGAGUGUGUUUGAGGCCCCUGCGGUUACGACUGCCGCCAAGACUGUAGCUGCUGCGCCAGAGACUGCGCCAGAGACUGCGCCAGAGACUGCGACCACACCAGCCCUUGCACCCGUGCCAGUACCGAUGCCAGCAUUGGCAAAGGUGAACGCUUCAAAUGGUCAGCCAGAUGUGGCCGGGGAUACAGAUCGCUCACACCCACUCAAUGCUGGCAACCCGAAGGUUCGGCUGCGCUAUCUUCACGGAAACAAGCAGAUUCCAGAUCAAGUGAAGAGCUCAAUGGUGUAA
Monosiga brevicollis MX1 is the source of this 2871-nucleotide messenger RNA. RefSeq lists its product as uncharacterized. The coding region runs from base 1 to 2871 and encodes 956 amino acids. NCBI's taxonomy places the organism in Eukaryota, Choanoflagellata, Craspedida, Salpingoecidae. The record is from RefSeq and is a predicted model, not a curated record. The transcript is spliced from 14 exons.